Messenger RNA from Fundulus heteroclitus (mummichog), 2417 nucleotides. RefSeq names its product innate immunity activator a (gene inavaa). Lineage: Eukaryota; Metazoa; Chordata; Actinopteri; Cyprinodontiformes; Fundulidae. The transcript has 10 exons. The record is from RefSeq and is a predicted model, not a curated record. Gene Ontology annotation, biological process: positive regulation of protein ubiquitination; adherens junction maintenance. The coding region runs from base 121 to 1845 and encodes 574 amino acids.
CCUCUCACAUCUGACCGGAGAAAGUGUUUAAAGCUGCUGCGGCCUCAGGAAGGAUGCUGUAGCGGAAGGGCAACACAAUCUGCCAGGCGACUACAAUAAGUGGAAGAACCGAUAGUCAGGAUGACGGCGAUCGAGAGCAAGGAGGAGAUCAGCGACACAGACAGCGGGAUUAUCUUGCACUCUGGCCCAGACAGCCCCACCUCUCCCGUGAAGGACCUGACCACUCACACCAGAGCCCUGAAACUCAAGCAUCAAUCUCUGGAGGAGCGCCUGGAGCUCUGCCUGCUGGAGCUCCGGAAACUCUGCAUCAGGGAGGCGGAACUGACAGGCUCAAUCCCCUCUGACUUCCCUCUGACACCUGAUGAGAAGCCGCCUCGGGUUAGAAGGAGGAUCGGAGCUUCUUUCAAGCUGGAUGAAGGUCUGAUCCGUCUGGACCAGCAGGACUCAGAGUUACAAGCUCUGGAAACCGAUUUGGCGGUCCAGCGUCAGAUUUACGAGGCGGCCCGAAAGCUCUCCCUCGAGGAGAACCUCAGCAAACCACAGAAGAAGAGCCGACUGCAGCAGUGCAAACGGGAGGAGAGGAAAGUGAAGGACCUGCAGGAGGCCGUCUUCCAGCACAGGACCAAGAGCCAGUGCAAUUCACCGAGCAUGUCCAGCUCCAGCAGCCCGAGUAAAGAUACGUCUGACGACAGCUCGCUUUCUGAUGUGGUGGCUCUGGAUGAUGAUGUAGAUUCGUCUUGCCCACUCUCACCUCCAGUGUUGGACACUUGUGAUUCAGAGCCUCUGCAGUCGCCCCAUCAGUCUUCAGGCCAGGCCACUGUGGCCUAUGAACGCUCUCCGAUCCAGAACUCUCCGUGGAAAGAGUCCAGCCUGGAUCAGCCUUACCAGAGAGCCACCAAACCUCAGUCAGCGAGCCGUAGCAGGUCCAGUAGCCCCGCAGGAGCUCCGGCGUCUGCAGAAAGCUGCAGGAUUCCUCUCACUCAGUUCGUCAGGAACUCUGCUUUGCGUAACAAUCACUCCACCAGCGCCCCCUCCACCCCGGAGCUGCUCGUACGCCGACAGUACUCCCAGUCCUUCAGACUUCCCAAAAAGAAGCUGUCUGUGGAGAUGGAGCGGCUCGGCUCGGAGAGCUGCCGUGGUCGAGCCAGGCUGCCUCAGCAGCAGAGCGUGCCAGAAAUCACGGUGCGCUCCCCGGAGUUCUCCCCUCCGCGUCCUUACCCGCCCGGCUCGGAGGACAGCAGCUCGGAGCACUCCUCCUCCUCCUACAUCCGCUCCCCUGGGAGGGACAGGCCCACAGAGAUCCCCAAGCUCUGUCCCCCGCCUUACGGAUUCCACUUCGGGGCACAGAAAAAGGAGCUCUCCUGUCUCCGCGGCCUCCACAAGAGCACCGGCCAGCCUCAGUCCAGCCCCGGGCGCGUCAGACCCGCGGCGGAGAACGGACCUCUGUCGCCUCAAGACACGGAGAAAGGAAGGAGCUUCCCCGCUGCGUCUCCUGGGGCUUGCAAUCUGCAGAGAGGAAGUCCCUGCCAGAGGAGCAUGCUGAAGCCCCCUCCUCCCUACACCAGGCUGGUCCGAACCCCUUCGCUGAAAGACUACCCCAACCACGCCGUCAGGCUGAUGCCUCGGGAGCUCGUGUCAGAGGAGCUGAAGUCCUGGCAUCAGAGGAAUCAGCUGCAAAAGUUCUGGCCGAGCUGCGCAGAACAUCAGAGCGUCAUGAGCCCCACUUCACCUCACCUGCCCCCCUUCGAACAGGGUUCGGGCAACCUGGUCCUCCAGAGAGCUGCAGACGGGACUCCGGUCCAGUGGUUCGUGGCCGAGGACGCUGAAAUCGUGAGCCAGGUGUAACCUGCACCUGUCCGGCUCCUCAAGUCAUUCCAGUUUAUUUAUCUCUGUAUUUAUUGAGACUUUAGACUCUCUGUGAGAUUGUUUGUUGACACGAUGCAGAAAAUUUUGGACCUGUUGGUACCAGUACGGUACUUAUUUAUGACUUAAUGUAAGGUGAAAUGCCAGUUUUAUUUAUUUUAGGUUCUGUCAUAUUAGACUGUAGCUGAAGCGAGGCUCAUGCAAUCUCAUAAAUGUGUUAAAUGGACCAGAGUUGUUUUUGUUUCCUGUGGCUGGCACACAUUUUUUUUUAGACACAACAGUCACAUCCUGUAGCUGUCAUAUAGGUCUCCACAUUCUUAAUAUAAUUUUUAAAUAUAUUUAUUGAAAGUUUUUUUUCCUCUUGCGACAUAGGUUUAUCACAAAAAUUUGAUACAUUAUCUGAAUUUUUGUCAUUUUUAUGAAGCCCUGACCCCUUCCACAGUGGUCUGAUGAAUGUUUUAACUGCAGGAUGCUGUGCUCUUACUAACCGCAUGAUUGUAUGAGUGUUGAGAUAUUUUCCUUUUGUAUAUUUAUAAUAAAGAACACGACCAAGA